Aspergillus thermomutatus is the source of this 459-nucleotide messenger RNA. RefSeq names its product GNAT family N-acetyltransferase. NCBI's taxonomy places the organism in Eukaryota, Fungi, Ascomycota, Eurotiomycetes, Eurotiales, Aspergillaceae. Bases 1 to 459 code for a protein of 152 amino acids. Gene Ontology annotation, molecular function: acyltransferase activity, transferring groups other than amino-acyl groups. The transcript has a single exon. The record is from RefSeq and is a predicted model, not a curated record.
AUGCUCAUCAAAUCCGAUACCCUCGACCAUCCAGAGGUCCAACACCUGCUCCAUUAUCACUUUGCCGAGCUUCAAAGCCAAGGUCACCCUGAGACAUCUUUUGCGCUGGACCUAACCGCUCUCCAAGACUCGUCAAUAACUGUCUAUACCGCCUGGGAGGGCGACCGUCUAUUAGGCUGCGGCGCGUUAAAACAACUCAGUCCAACCCUUGGAGAGAUCAAAUCGAUGCGGACAGCGCAGGGACACCGGCGGAAAGGCGUUGCCAAGGCUAUUUUGAAGCAUAUCAUUGCCGAAGCGAAAGAGAGGAAGUAUCACUUGUUGAGUCUGGAGACGGGGACUGACGGGAGGUUUGAGAGCGCUCGGCGAUUGUAUCUGGGGAUGGGAUUUGAGGUCUGCGGGCCUUUUGGGCAAUAUGUGAGCAGUGAUGGUAAUAUGUUUUUGACAUUGAAGCUGCAGUAA